Acanthocheilonema viteae is the source of this 1602-nucleotide messenger RNA. Lineage: Eukaryota; Metazoa; Nematoda; Chromadorea; Rhabditida; Onchocercidae. The record is from the annotation of a GenBank genome assembly.
AUGGAAAUUAAUAAUGAAAAUUUAUUGUUUAUUAGCAAAAUUGAACCAUUUCUUGGACAUAAUGGAUCGGUGGAAAAAUGUUUACCAAAAAAAUUGCCAUGUAAUGAGAAUACUCCAUAUCGGACAAUAUCUGGUUGGUGUAACAAUCUCCAAAAUCCUCACUAUGCUAACUCUUUCACCCCUCUGAUUCAUCUUCUGCCACCAACUUACGAAGACGGAAUUGAUAAACCACGAUCAAAAUCAGUAACAGGUGAGUUGCUACCAUCCCCACGUGUUAUAUCAAAUACAAUACAUUUCGAUUUACCAAUCAGUCAUCAAAAAUAUAGCCUUAUGAUUAUGCAAUUUGGACAAAUUCUCGAUCAUGAAGUGACACAUUCACCAAUUCAACGUGGACCAGAUAAUGAAAUAUUAAAUUGUACACGAUGUGAUUCACAUCAAACUUUGUCAAUGCAUUGUAUGCCAUUACCGAUACCACCUAAUGAUCCAUUUUUUCCAACACAUGAUGAAAAUGGUGAACGACGAUGUUUGCCAUUUACUCGAUCAGUUCUUGGACAAUUAAAUCUUGGCUACAGAAAUCAAAUCAAUCAGUUGACAGCAUAUUUGGAUGGUUCAGUAAUUUAUGGUUCCACAGAAUGUGAAGCAAAAGAAUUACGUGCUUUUGUUGGUGGACGUCUUAAUACCAGCAAUCUUGGCACAUUUAAUACUGAAGCAUUACCACAAGGUGAUCAAGAACAAGAUUGUCGUUCCUCACCGCAUUUCAUGUGUUUUGUUGCUGGUGAUGAACGUAACAGUCAUCAGCCUGCACUUACAUCAAUGCAUAAUAUAUUUUUGCGAGAGCAUAAUCGAAUUGCUCGACAAUUAGAAAAAAUGAAUCCAGCUUGGGAUGAUGAACGAAUUUAUCAGGAAACAAGACGAAUUGUAGGCGCAGAAUUUGCUCAUAUAGUUUAUCAUGAAUAUCUUCCAUUAUUGCUCGGUGAUCAAUUGAUGCUCAAAUAUGAUUUGAACGUUCGUAAAAUUGGUUACUAUCAUGGUUACGAUAAUGAUUGUGAUGCAUCAAUAUCGCAUCCAUUUUCAACAUCGGCAUUUCGUUUUGGUCAUACUUUGGUCCGACGAUUUUUUUCACGUUUUGAUGCUCACUAUAACAAUUUCACUGAACCGGUUGAUUUGGUUGAAAAUUUCAAUAAUGUUGAAGCAAUUUAUGAUGGUAGACGUGGUAGCAUCGAUUCACUAAUUGUUGGCUUACUUGGUACACCAUCAAUGGCUUUCGAUAGGCAUAUUACCACCGCAUUACGGAAUCACCUGUUUGGCCGACGAGGUGAACCACUUUCUGGAAUGGACCUUAUAAGCUUAAAUAUUUUAAGAGGUCGCGAUCAUGGUGUACAACCUUAUAACGCUUUCCGAAAAUUUUGCGGUAUUGGUGCGGCGGAAGAUUUCUCCGAUUUAUUAAGUGAAAUGGAUGAAGCAGCUGUAGAAGGAUUAAAAAGUUUGUAUAGAAAUGUAAAUGAUAUUGAUUUAUUCCCCGGAUUACUCUGUGAAAGACCUAUGAAAGCCGUGGAAAUGUUGCAAUCAGAAGUUUGUCAGAAAGAAUUGAAACCUAUUUAA